AUGGUUAUUUGGACCAAAGAAGGCUUAGCAUACCCACUAACCAUCGGAAUUAGUCGUUUGACUCCAGAUUCUCGUGUCCAAAUUUAUCACGAAGAGAGUACAGGAAAUUUUAAUAAGGACAGUGGCACUGAGCAAAAUAGCUACCCAAAUGCUGGUAUAAAUGGCGGGAAAUCUCUUCCAACAACCGCAUGGCAGUUAAACAUCAAUCUUGCUGAGCUUGGUGACUCAGGUCUAUACACUUGUACAACGACUGAGCCGACUACUCCUUCUGUUCCUUUAUUAGAUAAGGAAAAAGAAAUUGAAAAAUAUGGAAUUCAUGUGGAAUCUACAAAUGGUGUUGAUUUCAUGGAAAAGGAAAGAGAGCAAGCAGAUGGAAAUCACAUGCAUGAUCUCGCAAAAGCAGAGGAAAUUUCUCAACUUGAUUCUAUGCUCAAAUCUGAAUCCAAGUAUAGUUUUAUUGACCGCAAUUGA
Messenger RNA from Protopolystoma xenopodis, 471 nucleotides. NCBI's taxonomy places the organism in Eukaryota, Metazoa, Platyhelminthes, Monogenea, Polystomatidea, Polystomatidae. The record is from the annotation of a GenBank genome assembly.